This is a messenger RNA of Xenopus tropicalis (tropical clawed frog), 3959 nucleotides long. The record is from RefSeq and is a predicted model, not a curated record. Lineage: Eukaryota; Metazoa; Chordata; Amphibia; Anura; Pipidae.
UGUAAGAGGAAACGUUCUCUCUUCCUCCCUGUCUCUCUGUACACAUGGUUUGUUCCAGGUGAGCGCCUCCGCUCUGUCUCGCUCUGUCUCGCUCAGUCGGCUGCAGGUAAGAGCACAGGAGAUGUGCGUUCCUUGUCACUCACCCACAGGACUCGGGACACAGCCCCGUGGACUCCCGUCCUGCUGUCUUACUGGCUGCAGCACUGACUGACAGCAAAGUGCCGUGAAAUAGAGGGUAUAAGAAGAGGGGGGCUGGUCCAGAGACCGGGAUGUAAUGGCCGUGUUGUAUAGGCCUGUGCUAGCCAAUGGACCACCUGAAGAUAGUCCCAUGCUCAGGAGAGCCUCUCUGGAACAGCCCAAGGGGAACGAUGAGGAACAGAAACCCAGUGGAUCCAGCUCCACUUACAAACAGAGGAGCGAGGAAUUUCGGAAGAUCUUCAAGGAGCUGCCAGAAAGCGAGAAACUGAUAGUAGAUUACGCGUGUGCCUUACAGAAGGAGAUUUUACUACAGGGGCGAAUCUACCUCUCCGAGAGCUGCCUCUGCUUCCACAGCAACAUCUUCCGCUGGGAAACCACAAUAUGCCUGCAGCUACGGGAUAUCACUUCUAUGACAAAGGAAAAAACCGCCCGGCUUAUUCCUAACGCCAUACAGGUCAGCACAGAGAACGAGAAGCUUUUCUUUACUUCGUUUGCUACAAGAGACAGAAGCUUCCUAAAUAUCUUCCGCAUGUGGCAGAACGUUCUACUGGACAAGACCCUGACCAAGAAGGAAUUCUGGCAGCUGGUUCAGCAGAGCUAUGGAACCGAUCUUGGGCUGAACAAUGAGGAGAUGGAGCACAUGUCUGUGCCAGUGGAAGAUAAUGGGCAGACAAGACUCUUGGGAAGGGCAGUUUCAGAGGAUUGUGGAGAAAAGCCAGAGAAAAUGCCCCGGGGCGCUUCCGUCUCACAGGGCACAGAGACCGAUUCACCUUUAUUGAGCCCCAUGCAGUUGAUACUGAGGCAAUCGCAUGUAGAAGAAAGUCAAGGGGAGAAGGCAGGGGGCAAGAGCCCCCAGUUAGGCGCAGACAGAAAGCCCAGCCUCCGGGCAACCAUCGGAACCCCUGCUCUGGCACUGGACUUGAAUGGGAAUGAAAACCAGAAUUUAGACCGGAGCAGCUUUUCUGAUACAGGGGAUGAGGAAGAUACCAAGUACCCCGAGGAAGGGAUCGACGGGCGGCUCUACAUUAACCGCGUGUAUCAGAUCAGCGCCGAGAGGAUGUUCCAGCUUCUCUUCACCCAAUCACACUUCUUUGUCAACUUCCUGGGGUCCCGCAAAGUGUUUGACCUGGAAUGUACCCCCUGGCAGUCAGACGGCAACGGGAAGCAGACAAGGACCCUCACUUACACCAUCACCAUUAACAACCCGCUGGUCGGAAAGUUCACCACGGCCACAGAGAAACAGGUGUUGUACAAAGGCAACCAAGGUGGGCUGAGCUACUCGGUGGAAGCGGAGGUUCUCACACACGACGUGCCUUAUCACGACUACUUCUACACCGUGAAUAAAUACAGCAUUGUCCGAACGGCCCAAGACAAAUGCAGGUUACGGGUCUGCACGGACGUCAGGUACAAAAAGCAGCCCUGGGGCCUGGUCAAGACUUUCAUUGAGAGGAACUCGUGGAGUGGCCUGGAGGAUUACUUCAAGCAGAUGGAGUCGGAUCUGAUGAUAGAAGAAAACGCUUCAGGUUCCGUCUUAGCAGAGGCUGGAAAAUCCAUGAGAAGGAGGAGACGGAAUCCGAACCGCAGCCUGGGGGAGCACCUUCCCAAACAUGGCGCCCAGCACGAUCCCACACACAUGGGACUGGAUCUGAGGAAGGAUCAUACAGGCAGGAAAAGUGCCGGGGGAAGGAACACUACAAUCAUACUAGUAAUGAGUAUCUUCCUGGUUCUGUUGGUUCUGCUCAACGUCACCCUGUUCCUAAAGCUGUCUAAGAUUGAGCAUGCAGCCCAGAGCUUCCACCAUUUUCACCACAAGCAGGAGCGCUAUGCCAGCCUACACCCCGGUGGGAUUGGUGGUGCGGAUCAACCCCACAAAGAGAAGGUAUUCGGCCCAGGGUUAAGGGGGCUACUUCAGGACUCCAUUUCAACCAUUGAGCAGCUGAAGAACUCCCUGCUCCUCCUCCAGAAAAGCUUCGAUCUGCUCAACAGGACGCGGGAAGAGGACCCUGCUGGGAGUUAGCACCCUGACGUGACUAUGGGUGGGGGGUAAAUGUUCCAUGAAGGACCCAGCUGGGAGUUAGCAUCCUGACGUGACUUUAUGGGUGGGGGGGAGAAACGUUCCAUGAAGGAAAUCUUAGUACCGGAGAACUGUUUACAGAGACUGGGAAAGUAACUCAGGAGUGGCCCUAAGGGCUACCAACCUUGGAGCAAAGGGCCACAUUAACCCCUUCAGUUCCUGCUCGCCGCUGGCGUCGCCCCCUUCUUCCAUUUUAUUUAAAUCCUACGUUGUUUUUGUGAAUUGUAAUUCUGUUUCUUGUUUGUCCUGUUUUUUUCCCCUGAAGUUUCUAAAGGUUCUCAGGUUCCUGCCCAAUCCGGUGCCGUUAUAAAGCGAUGUUUAUUGCUGGGGGGCUUCUGGGUGUUUAUAGUUUGCACUAAAUACAUGGGGGGCAGAUUUACAUUGCUGCUCUAAUGGGGGGGGGGGUCACUGCUUCCUGUUCUACCUCUUACUCUUCCCAAAUUCCGUUAUUUUAUUAGGGAAUAUUUAGCUCACAAUAGCUAAUGCUUUGCCCGUUUGCGCCCCCUGGCUGUUGCUUAUGGUAGUGCUGUCUGUGCCACCCCCAAUUUGCCCCGCUGGCAGCCCUUAGAUUCACUGUAUGUGAGAGACUGGCAUUGCCCCCUGCCCAAGCCUCUCCUUUUAAGUUGGUGCAACUGUCAUUUUAUCCGUAGCCUAGAACCAUUUGCAUUUGGGCCAUUUGCCCCCUCCUGUGUCAGUCUCUGAGCUACAGAGCCUAUUGGGCCCCUUCAGAACCCGACUCCCCAGGGUGCCAUGGCGUUGGGCUGGUUCUCCUGUUACAGUGAAAUGUUACAGCAACAAGACAUGGAUUUCUGGUUUUCUUUUGUAUUUUAUUCCUUUGGGGUUUAGGCUUUUUUUAAUUAAGAUUCUAAUGCCCCAAAAUACGUGAAGGAGGGGUAUUUAUUGCAUAGUGUGUGUGUGUGUGCUGAUUAUUUAUUGUGUUUUUGGUGCCUUGUACCAGAGUCUGUGUCUGUAUAAACUACAACUCCCAGCAGCCCCUGCUCCAGCUUUGUGCCAUGGAGGGAUGUUGGGGCUUGUGGGCCAAUAGAAAUCAUUUACCAGUUUUUACACAAUGGAUUGUUCCAUUGACAGUACAUCUCCCCCCUGAAUGGUUUAAUCUAACGAAACGGGACAGGCGCAACGUGGCACUUUCCCAAUGCCCAUUACUGUGCCCACUUCAUCCUAAAACUCCCGCCCCCGGACUGUGCUUAUUGGCUGCCCAUAUCUGAUCUAGGGUUGGCCGGCUGUGAUGACUCUGGGUCGCACCCACUCCUUUCUGGAGCCCCCACUUUCUUUCCUUAGGGGCCAAUUUGGCUUCACUGCCCCAAAAUUCAUUUAGAAGCAAUUAUGAAAUGAUGGGAUCUGUUAUCCAGAAAGCCCUGAUAUGUGCCAGUGCUGUUUCCCAUAAUGCCCUGUUUAACUCAUUUCUGACUGAUUCGCUUUUCCCCUGUAAUAAUGAGACAGAACCUUGUGCCUGAUGGGAACGGAGCUGCCGGAAUCCAUGUUGGUGGCACAAAUCCUAUUGGGUUUCACUAAUAUUUAUUAGCCUUGGGGUACAGCGCCCCAAAUGCUGGGAACCCCCAAUAGGAUGCUUGCCUAGCAACAGGGUCAUGUGAUCACUUUGGCCCUUUUCAGAGAGGCCUGAGGAUUUUCUUGUGUAAAAAUCAAUAAAAUCGGGAACUGAAAUCAA